Messenger RNA from Olea europaea var. sylvestris, 910 nucleotides. RefSeq names its product cysteine synthase, chloroplastic/chromoplastic-like. The record is from RefSeq and is a predicted model, not a curated record. Gene Ontology annotation, molecular function: cysteine synthase activity. Gene Ontology annotation, cellular component: cytoplasm. The transcript has 4 exons. NCBI's taxonomy places the organism in Eukaryota, Viridiplantae, Streptophyta, Magnoliopsida, Lamiales, Oleaceae. Gene Ontology annotation, biological process: double fertilization forming a zygote and endosperm; pollen tube growth. The coding region runs from base 86 to 895 and encodes 269 amino acids.
AUCAAGAGACAACCGAAAGUAGCACACGGCUUCAUUUCAAGCACACAGCCACACACACUACGGAAGCACUGAGUUUGAGACCACGAUGUCUUUGUUGUUGAAUAAUCCAGUGAAUUUUCAGUACAAUUCAGACGUCCGGUCUACGGAAUUCUUUGUUACUAAACGGUGGCGUUCUGGGGCCAAUUCUCUGGGAUAUAGCAACAAGUCUUUUCAUAGUAUUAUCAAUAUCGGUAAUUGUCGUAGUAUCAAUGGCAGUAAGAGUAAAAUUAUGUGUGAAGCAGUUUCUGUGCAGCCAAAAACUGAGAUUGAAGGCCUUAACAUUGCAGAAGAUGUAACUCAGCUUAUUGGGAAGACACCUAUGGUUUACUUGAAUAAUAUUGUAAAAGGUUGUGUUGCUAACAUAGCUGCGAAGCUAGAGAUUAUGGAGCCAUGUUGUAGUGUCAAAGACAGGAUAGGAUACAGUAUGAUAGCUGAUGCUGAGGAAAGAGGGCUUAUAACUCCUGGGAAGAGUGUUUUGGUUGAACCUACGAGUGGAAACACUGGUAUUGGGCUCGCAUUUAUUGCUGCUUCAAAAGGAUACAAACUCAUCUUGACAAUGCCUGCUUCAAUGAGUCUUGAGAGAAGGGUUCUUUUGAAAGCAUUUGGAGCUGAACUUGUUUUAACUGAUUCAGCCAAAGGCAUGAAAGGAGCUGUGCAAAAAGCUGAAGAAAUAUUGAGUAACACCCCCAAUGCGUACAUGCUUCAGCAAUUUGACAACCCUGCAAAUCCCAAGGUUCUUUUGCCUUGCUCCAACUUGUGCUCUGAUAGAGUCAAUUUUCUUUGCUUUUUUCCUUUUGGGUCAAUCAAUGGAUUAUAUUAUCAGUUGAAGCCAUUUGGACUCAAGUUGUGGUUUUAAGCACCCUCCAAAACA